AGAGGAGCCCUAUUCUCCCUGCCCAGGGCCUUCCCACAUCCGGCUCCUCUCCCGGUUCCCCGCCCCCCUCCACCGGAAGCCCGAGGCAGUUCGCUAGCCCCGCGCUACUGCGGGCUCUCGGUGGCCGCGGUGGAUCCACAGGAUGGGGUCCAUGAUGGCGGAAGAGGAGUACCUUAACACAACCCAUGAGGGUCCCAAUAUAACCCUACAUACUACCCUGGCCAUCACUACCAAACUGGUGCUUCCAACUCCUGCCAAACCCAUCCUUCCAGUCCAAACUGGAGAGCAAGCUCAGCAAGAAGAGCAGUCCAGUGGCAUGACUAUAUUCUUUAGUCUACUUGUUUUAGCUAUUUGCAUCAUAUUGGUGCAUUUAUUGAUCAGAUACAGACUACAUUUCCUGCCAGAGAGUGUUGCAGUUGUCUCCCUAGGUAUCCUUAUGGGAGCAGUUAUAAAAAUCAUAGAAUCUCAGAAACUGGCAAAUUGGAAGGAAGAAGAAAUGUUUCGUCCAAAUAUGUUCUUUCUUCUCUUGCUUCCUCCUAUCAUAUUUGAAUCAGGAUAUUCAUUACACAAGGGUAACUUCUUUCAGAAUAUUGGUUCCAUCACUCUAUUUGCUGUAUUUGGCACAGCAAUUUCAGCUUUUAUUGUAGGUGGAGGAAUAUAUUUUCUAGGUCAGGCUGAUGUAAUUUCUAAACUCAACAUGACAGACAGUUUUGCAUUUGGCUCCUUGAUAUCUGCUGUUGACCCAGUAGCUACUAUUGCUAUUUUCAACGCACUUAAUGUGGAUCCAGUUCUUAAUAUGUUAGUUUUUGGGGAAAGCAUUCUCAAUGAUGCAGUCUCUAUUGUUCUGACCAACACAGCUGAAGGCUUGACAAGAAAAAAUAUGUCCGAUGUCAGUGGGUGGCAGACUUUUCUACAAGCCCUUGGUUACUUCCUUAAGAUGUUCUUUGGCUCAGCUGCACUCGGCACUCUAACAGGGCUAAUUUCUGCAUUAGUAUUAAAGCAUAUUGAUUUAAGGAAAACACCUUCCUUGGAGUUUGGAAUGAUGAUUAUCUUUGCAUAUCUUCCUUAUGGGCUUGCAGAAGGCAUCUCUCUUUCAGGUAUCAUGGCCAUCCUGUUCUCUGGUAUUGUGAUGUCUCAUUAUACACACCAUAACCUUUCCCCAGUUACACAGAUCCUAAUGCAGCAAACCCUACGAACUGUUGCCUUCAUGUGUGAAACAUGUGUGUUUGCAUUUCUUGGUCUGUCCAUCUUCAGUUUUCCUCACAAAUUUGAAAUUUCCUUUGUCAUCUGGUGCAUAGUACUUGUGCUGUUUGGCCGAGCUGUGAACAUUUUCCCACUGUCCUACCUCCUAAAUUUCUUCCGGGAUCAUAAAAUCACUCCCAAAAUGAUGUUUAUCAUGUGGUUUAGUGGUUUACGUGGAGCAAUUCCAUAUGCCCUGAGUCUUCAUUUGGAUCUGGAACCCAUGGAGAAAAGGCAACUGAUUGGGACAACUACCAUAAUCAUUGUUCUCUUCACCAUCCUGCUACUAGGAGGAGGGACGAUGCCUCUCAUUAGACUGAUUGACAUUGAAGAUUCAAAAGCCCGAAAAAGAAAUAAGAAGGAUAUCAACCUCAGCAAAACAGAAAAAAUGGGUAACACCAUUGAGUCUGAACAUCUUUCAGAACUCACAGAGGAGGAGUAUGAAGCCCACUACAUCAAGCGCCAGGAUCUCAAGGGUUUUAUGUGGUUUGACGCAAAGUAUCUGAAUCCUUUUCUUACCCGGAGGCUGACCCAGGAGGACUUGCAUCAUGGCCGAAUUCAGAUGAAAACUCUUACCAACAAAUGGUAUGAAGAAGUACGCCAGGGACCAUCGGGCUCUGAGGAUGAUGAACAGGAGCUGCUGUAAUGCAGAAGGCUCUAGGACAGUCACCAGUGAAAUUAACACCAUUGAGAUUUUUAGUCAUAUACAAGGUCUGAUGCUAAAAGCUGUAAGAAACCUUGAAGUUUAUGCCUCCCCGGAGGCAGCCCUGUAUGUAAGUAUGCUGCACAUACAGAUACUGUUAGUAUGACCUCCUCCAGAUGAGCUAGUUUUGUUUAUAGUUCUGUGGUAUUUAAGAACAGCUAAGUGGCUUCAAAAUAAUGAAUGAUGAAUUCUUAAUCUUGAAUUUCCCAGACCUCCAAGCUAAGAUGGUUGCUUUGAAAUAUGUGUUCUUUUCUUGUUAUUUUCCUGUUUAAGUGUCUGUCAUAAAAGUCUAGCAUCAAUACUUACUUUGAUAGACAAUUCUACAAGAUAGAUUCUCUACAGAAUUUUUCAUUAUUGGUUCCCAGCUGGGAGCCAUCAUAGGUCAAGCUGUGAAAUUGUGUGGCUUUUUGUAAAAAAGAAUCUGUCAUUUCUGACAUUAGCAGUGACCAGCUCACAGUAGUAGGACUCGGUAAUAGUGUAGGGGUGUACCUUUCAAUUGAUCUCAGCCUUUCCUAGGCCAGUGUUUUCACUGUGCCCUCACAAGCAAGCCUGCUGAGUUGGCAGGCACAGUCUUAACAUGAGCAAACAUCUGUAUGUAUAGGACUGGAAGCUUACUAUGUCUUGGAUGGCCUCCCUUUCAAAACAACAGUGACCAACCAAACCCAUAACUGCAAAACACGAAGGAUUUCAAUCCACAGAAAUAGCAGUUUUAUUGAAAAUGACAAAGCACAAAACACCUAUUUUUUAGUACUCCAAAGAAAUAAAAAUUGAUAUUAUCUUUUUUGUUUAACAUGCUGACACCAUGUACAGAAUGUUACAGUAGCAGGCAGCUAGUUUCUCCAGGAAAUACUGUGAAUGUUUACAUUUGAACCCUUAGCUGGAAGUAAGUUUUAUUUCUUCAAAUGUGAUUAGGAGGUAUGUCCUAAUGUCACACUGCUCAUAGUGGAGUCUUAGGUGAAAUUCUAAUUCUUGCCCCUCUAUAGUGCCAAAUACACAUUUUUGUAUUGGUUGACCAACAUCUAUGAUUUGAUGUAUAUAUACUUUUAAAAAGCAGAAAGAACCUUCCAAUCACCAUUGGAAAUCAGAAAUCUGAUUUCUGACACAGGGCAGCAACCUGGUCAUUUUGUCUGGAGGAGCUUCUGACUACAGUCUUGAGCUCACCUCAUUCAUACCACACUUCUUUCAAUUCUUUCCAAUUCCUUUCUGUUCAAACUUCUCCUUAGCUCACCAAAGCAUUCUUACCUGCCUUACCACACACCACCUGGCUAGCAAGGGGACUGUGCAGAGCCUUUCGCUGACAUGCCAUCCCUUUUCACCAGCACAGCUGUCUUUAGAAGCUUCUCUUUCUUACCAUAACCAUUUUUAUUGUCUUCAUCAUCUGGUGAAUUAAAGUAUUAACAAGGAUUGUCCUAUUUCCCCUGGAAAAGCUCAUUUGAACAAUAUAAAUCUUUUUUUUUCAUUUUAUUUAGUCAAUUUAGAACAUUAUUCCUUGGUUACAAGAAUGUUAUUCUUUCUCUCCCUUCCCCCCCCCCCUUCCAGUAGCUAACACGCAAUUCCACUGGGUAUUACAUGUGUCCUUGAUCAAAACCUAUUUCCAUGUUGUUGGUGUUUGCAUUAGGAUGUUCAUUUAGAGUCUAUCCCCAAUCAUAUCCCAUCAACCCAUGUAAUCAAGCAGUUGUUUUUCUUCUGUGUUUCUCCUCCCACAAUUUUUCCUCUGAAUGUGGAUAGUGUUCUUUCUCAUAAGUCCCUCCAAAUUUGAACAAUAUAAAUCUUCCUCUAAAUCCCUGAGAUCCCCUUAAGAUGGAAGGACCUGAUAGUCCUUUCUAGGCUAUUGUGACAAACUUCAUUCCCUUUUCUUCCUGCCACCUGUGUGGACAAUUGUGACUCAAACAAACCUUUGUCUGCACAUACAGGUCCUAGGCAUUACUUCAUCUCUUCCAGUCCCCCUACCCCAAGAUAUGUGUUCCCCAGGCUAUCCAAAAAGUAGCUCUAUGUAGUGACAAAACUUUUUAAAUAUCUUUGAAAUCUACACAUUUAUACUUAUGAUGCCCAUAAUGGUGAGAAGCCACAUGCAAAGUAGCUAGAGAUGGACUUGGAGUUCAGGAAGACUUGGAUUCAAGUCCUCCCUCUGAUACAUACUAUUUGUGUGACCGUGGGCAAGUCACAUAACCACUUAAUGUCCCAGGCAGCCAACUUCCUAAGAUUAUAAAUUGUAGACGAGUUACCAAUCUGCAUUUUUGGAGGGAGUUUCCACAUUGGGAGCUCCUUUCAGUACCCCAAAUAUUCCAGCAUCAUGCUUCAACUUUUAUGUUAGUGGUUAAAUAUAUGAGGCAUGGGGAGUGAGAAGGUUUACACAGAUAAAAUAUUGUCAUGUAGAACGUUGAAAUUCCAUUAUACCAGUCUCUUUGACUGUUUCACAUUGAAAUGGAUCAGUAAAUAAUGACUUUGCAUAUGGACUUUUGCAGUCAAUACUGUCUUCACUACUGUAAAAUUUGAAUCCACGAGAAGUGGUAUAUUUGAUAUUCUUAGAGUAACAUCUGGGGACCCUGAAUAAUCAGCUCUAAUAAUAAUGCUAGUUGACAUUUAUAAAGUGCUUAGAAGUUGGCAAAGUGCUUUACAUCUCACCACAUCCCUUAAAGGUAAGUACUUACCAGUGGUAGCUAUUGUUUUCUUUCUUCUUUUCUUUUCUUUUUUAUUCUUUCUUCUUUUAUUUCUCAUCUUUAUUCUUUUAACAAAUGAAGAAACUGAAGCUCAUAGAGGUUUUGAAUGUGACUUGCCCAUGGUCACAUAGUUCAUGAGAGUCAGAGGUAGGAUUCAAACCCAGGGCUUCCUUACUCCAAGUCUAGCCAUCUCCCCACUAUGGCAGAUGCCUCCCUAUAACUAUGAUCCAUAAUAGAAGAGUCUUGACAGUCAAAGAUCCUGGGCCCUAAAGCAUUUUACCUCCACCUAUAUGGAAGCCAUGGAAAAAAUGUCAAGUGGGGUACAUCCAUAAAACCUUCCUGGAUCCGAUUUCUCAUUUAAUUUACCCCCAGAAUUUGCCUGAGCUCUGAAAUUAGCUGACUUUAAAAAGCUAUCCAACAUUAUUGACUACAUAUUCCUUUGAAGUUUGUGGAUAAUAGUAGCAUUUAAAAACAAACAACUGUUUGGUUGCUCUGGUGAUUGAGAACAGAAUUACAUACAUACCAGGUGAUAGCAGUUUCUCUGUUCUGAUCCUGCCUCAGUCACCAGAACCCUAUUCUUUAACCAAGUCAUUAUCUGCCUUUUACUUCUUGUUUAUGAAAUAGAAAUUACACUGGAGCAAACUCACAUACAUUAAACCCUAUGGAGAAGCUAUAAAAGUCUUUUAUUUGUUCGCUUAUUAAAAGGCAGGCUUUCUUAAAAGUGAAGAGUAUGCCUCUCUAACAUUGGUGGAGCUUUCCUGCCCUCUGCUGGAAGAAUACAGAUUUAACUCAACUACAAACAGUAUUUGCAUGUAAUUUAAACUAUAAUUGAUUAGUCCUGGCUAGUUUUUUAAAUCAGUUCUUCAUUGAAGGCAAAUGAACUUUCUUACAUUUUUAAAAGGAAAGUGACAAAUUUUUGGCAUAUUCUGAAAAAUGACAUAUCUUUGAACCACAAAUAUGCAGAAAGCACUUCUCUUAAGUAGAUUAAUACACUGAAGAUAUUAAAAUAUGUAAGUUUUAAAGGAAUAUCAAUAACUCCAAGUAUUUUUUAUAAAAUGUAUUAAUAAUCACUUGAAGUAGAAGAAAUUAGAAAAAAAAGAAAUAGAAAUUCAAAGCCUAAUAAUCUAACUAAAAUAUGACCACAUGUGUAAAUUCUACCUGGCUGAAAGCCAGCUUCAGCAGCCUUAUUAAGGGAAAGAGAGAGAAGGAGGCGAGGUCACCAAAACUUCAGUGUUCCCACAUAUCAUCAGAAGCAUGCAAAUGGGAUGUUGGGUAAAUGAGUUCUGGGGAACAAAUUCUAUCCACAUAAUUCCCCCUGUGAUUCCAUUGGGAGGCAAGCAUGUUGGUGAUUACACAUAAUCAGCUUAUAGCUCUAAAGAUCUCUUACUAGAGGUGCAUACAAUAUUGCACUUUCUAAGGGGAAAUCACAAUAAUUUGGGGAUAAGAGGGAAAUAAAAGAGAAAGAGAGCAAAAACAAUGUUUGGUAGGAGCAUUAACAAAAAGCCAAUUGGGGGCAAGUCCCUUUGGCAUAAGAAUUUAUAUUCAGAAUAAAUGUGUUCAACCCCUCAAAGUUCAAUUCACUACAUCCCAAAGUCCAUUCUGGAUCUUUGAUGCAGUGUAUGGUUUCUGCAGGGAUUUCCAUGGCGCCCUCUCCAAACAGUUCACUUUCUCCAUUAGAGAAAUUAGCAAGUUUCUGUUCUUGAAAUUUCUCUAAAAGAUAUUAAACCUUGCAUUAUAGGAUAAUAAUGCAAAUGUGAAUUUGAAUAUAACUUAUUUCCUAAUGAAUUUAUUUAUUAUUUGAUUUGCUCCUGGUAGGAUAGCCAUAAAACAGAAGAUUGAACAUUUUUAAGAGGUUGUUAAAAAAUUGGAAAGCCUUUUUUUCAUAGUUUUGAGAACUAGGAACAACCUUCAAGGUCAACUUUCUUACCACCUCAUUUUACAAAGGAGCAUAGAAGGAGAAUAACUUAACCAAUCAAUGCCACCAAAGUAGGAAAAUGUCAUUUAUAAAUAAUGCUGAGCAAAGUGUGAUACAAGACCAGUUCAUCCUUUGCCAGCCUUUAAUAUAGAAAACUGCUAGCUGGAUUUUUUCCCAAUGACCAAUAUCAGUUUCUUGAAUUUCAUGGCUUACACCUUUUGGUUUAGUGGCAUCUUCAGAAAUGGAAAAAGGCACAAAUGAAACAUCUUGUAUAAAACAUGAGGAGUAACUGAAAGGGAAAAAGGCCUCUCUCUUCCUUUACAGUGUGAGGGUGAAUGGAGGUUUAAGUGAGUGAGGCUUUCCCUAAUUUUGGCCCAUCCCCUCUCCUGUUUCCCAGCUGUGACUUCUCAGAAAAAAGGGGAAAGGAAGGUGAUCCUUCUCCCUUGGCCUUACACCCACCAGUUAUUGUCAGCUUCAUUAGCAGAUUUCAUUUGACAAGGGUGCCAGACUGGGUGAUAGUUACUCUGUCUUUAUGUGCUCAUGGAAGAGUUGACCACAGGCCCUGGAGGUAGCAGCAAAACAAAGGGCAGUCAAUUAGCUACCACUUUUGAGGCAUCUCACCAAUGCCAUUUAUCUGAAUUCAGCAAAGAAACAACAUUGAACAGCCACUUAUUAAAUACUUGUUUUGUACAGAGCAUCAUGCAUGAUGCUGAGGAAGAAAUGUAGUUUGGAGAAGCUGUUGUUCUGGCCCUAGUGAAUCUUAUAGUCUAAUAGGGCAUAGGAAUAGAUGAUAAGGUACCUAUAAAACAAAUGCAUGCAAUGCUAAAUUCCUUCCUGUAUUAUUUCACAUGUAGGAAAGGAGCACUUUAUUCUCCUUGCCCCUCUGGGCAUUGAGGGCCAUGUUCUGAUGAUUGGGAGUGGAGGGAAUCCUGCAUAUUUAGGUUGAUUUGUUGCUGAUACCAAAUUAAUUUUAACUUUUCCACAUGACAGCUUUUACAAAUUUUUUAUUGUUGUACUUCUUGGCCAGGGUUGCUAGAUUUCCUUGGGGUUUGAUUAUUAUUAAGUCUUUUGCUUUCAGAGUGUGUGUGUGGGGGGGUGCUUUUAAUCCUGUAGGGCAUUUUAAACAAGGAUAUGAAAACAAAUAGAAGUUAUGAUUAUUCUUACACCUUUACUCCUUCCUCCCCAAAUAAAUGAGCUCUGUUGGGGGGUUUUGUUUGUUGUUAGUAACUGAUUUCUGUAAAACAACAAAUUUGUUUAUUGUUGAUUUGUGAUUGAAAUGAGAGGAAGGUUGAAGAAAUAUAUAUGUAUGUAGCCACUAUGCUGGAAUUUUUCCAUGCAUAACUCAAGGCACCCAAUGCUGCAGAAGAAUAUAGGAAACAAUGGUAUGGGAUCCUGGUUGUUUAUUUUGAAAUAAAAAUGAACAUUGGUGAACUCUAAA
This is a messenger RNA of Monodelphis domestica (gray short-tailed opossum), 7955 nucleotides long. It is a transcript of the gene SLC9A8, whose product is annotated as solute carrier family 9 member A8. Gene Ontology annotation, biological process: potassium ion transmembrane transport; proton transmembrane transport; regulation of intracellular pH. The record is from RefSeq and is a predicted model, not a curated record. Gene Ontology annotation, cellular component: membrane. Gene Ontology annotation, molecular function: potassium:proton antiporter activity; sodium:proton antiporter activity. Lineage: Eukaryota; Metazoa; Chordata; Mammalia; Didelphimorphia; Didelphidae.